This is a messenger RNA of Racocetra fulgida, 161 nucleotides long. The record is from the annotation of a GenBank genome assembly. NCBI's taxonomy places the organism in Eukaryota, Fungi, Glomeromycota, Glomeromycetes, Diversisporales, Gigasporaceae.
ACACAAUAGUCUCUAAAAAACAGGUUGAAAAAGCUGCCCUAACGGAGAGUAAUAUGGAAAGUUCUGGAAGAAUGAUCAAACUGAGAUCACAUGAUGUAAAUAUACCUGACCUGGUAGAUAUAGAAAUUGUAUUCCAGCUACAAAAUGUAAAUGUAGGUUAG